GGCCUCUGGAGGCCGAGGCCGCGGCGGGCUCUCGGGGCCGGGAGGAGCGGAGCAGCUCCCGCGCGGCCUGGGCCCCGCCUACGCGCUGGACGAAGUGGGGGCGCCGCCCGGUGGGUGCUGGGCGCGGGCGCGCAGGCCGGCGGCCCCCCUGCGGCCCCCUCCCCUGCCUCGCUUUCAGCGGCGUCGGUGAGCCGGGGUGAAGAGCCGCCGUGGCCUCUGCCUCGCCAACCGGCAUCUGGGGCUCCGUCCAGAGGCACAAAGGCUACUGUCAGUGCCAUCCCCCUUGGGGACCACGCACAGGUCGCCAGAGCCUGAGAAACUGGUCCCCACGUACGAAAACAGUUUCGAUGCGGCACCGUUCCUGACUCCUCAGGAAAAAAGGAGAGGCCCUUUAAACAAUUGUUACCUGCUUUGUACUUGCCCUUGUUUACUUGAAUACUUUUUCCAGUAAGCUUUGGGGAGUAGGAUGGAGACAACCAUAAGAGAUGGGGGGGAAAGUCCCAGUUUUAGUGAGUGUAGGGUGAAAACUAGUUCUGGGAAAAAAAAAUCACUUUUCAAAAUACCUUCUUUGGCCUCCACGAAUAUGUACUGGUGGCACCAGAAAUCAUCCGACUUGCUUCCUGGGAGUUGAUUGUCUUUGAAGAACCAUGAAGUCACAUUCUGUUGUUAUGCUUACUCUGGCCAUUCUGGUGUUCCUGACUUGGGUCCCUGAGUCACUGAGUUGUAACAAAGCACUCUGUGCUAGCGAUGUGAGCAAAUGCCUCAUUCAGGAGCUCUGCCAGUGCCGACCUGGAGAAGGGAAUUGUUCCUGCUGUAAGGAGUGUAUGUUAUGUCUUGGGACCCUUUGGGAUGAGUGUUGUGAUUGCGUUGGUAUGUGCAAUCCUAGAAACUAUAGUGACACACCUCCAACCUCAAAGAGCACGGUGGAGGAGCUUCACGAGCCAAUCCCUUCUCUCUUCCGGGCGCUCACAGAAGGAGACACUCAGUUGAACUGGAACAUUGUUUCCUUCCCUGUUGCAGAAGAACUCUCGCAUCAUGAGAAUCUGGUUUCCUUUUUAGAAACUGUGAACCAGCCACACCAUCAAAAUGUAUCUGUCCCUAGCAAUAAUGUUCACGCACCUUACUCCAGUGACAAAGAACACAUGUGUACUGUGGUUUAUUUUGAUGACUGCAUGUCCAUACAUCAGUGUAAAAUAUCCUGUGAAUCCAUGGGAGCGUCCAAAUAUCGCUGGUUCCAUAACGCCUGCUGCGAGUGCAUUGGUCCAGAAUGCAUCGACUAUGGUAGUAAAACUGUCAAAUGUAUGAACUGCAUGUUCUAAAGAAGGAGAAGAAUGCAAACCAAAGCAAUCUAGACAACAAGAAAGAUAUGAAAAACUAUUCAUUGAGCUCUACUGGUUGCACCAGCAUGCUAGCUGGUUAAGAAGAUAGAAAGAAUUUGGAUGGAGUUAAAGUAUGACAAAUCCAGUAAUGUGUUAAAUUAUAAUUAUAACUGCUCUGGUUGAUUUUAUAGCCCACUGGCAAUAAGCCCUUUCCUCUUAAAUACAUUUACAACUUUGAUCGUAUGAAAAGCAAGUACACAGAGAAUUUCUUGAAAGAUCUGAGGUUUUUUGACAAAGCCCGAUGUCAUUUUUUUUUCUAGCAUUCCAAAAGCCUUUGGUUUUGAAAGUGUUGGAGCACAUUAACAUAAGUUAUGAUUUCUUCAUAUACUACUCCUGGGACACUGAGUUUUUCCAGUCGUACACCAGUCUUCACUCACUGUACCUUGUCUCAUUUAUCUCUUCUAUAAAUAGGGUAGAUAGUCCGAUGAGAACUCACAUAAAUUUCACCAUUAAAGGCUUAAUUUCAAACCUUGUAAUGUUGGUUUUAGAAAGUAAAUGCUUACUACAUUUUACAGUUUAAAACUCUUACGUAGCAGAAUCCAUCCUGUAAUACACAUGCUGACAGAGCUUUGAGGAAAAUUUCUCCUUCUCUUACAUGCCCCUGCCCAAAGUGCUGAUGUAGGUGAAUUCUGACCAAGAAUUGCAAGGCACACCUAUGACAUUGCAUUAAAUAUUCUGCUAGGGUAUAAAGAAUUAGGAAGUUAAAGCAUUUCUCAGACUUAAGGUACCAGCUUACGGAACACUCAGGAUGGGAAGUGCCUGCCAAAUCAGACUCCACUUAGAGCACCAGGGAAACACUUCGUCCUGUUGUACAGACAGCGUGGGCAGAGCCUUGUUCCUAAGCUGAGUGACAGGAGGAGAUAAAGAGGAAACUCACCGGCGUGAACAGGGAAGGUUGAAAAAGCGGGCAAUUCUUAUGGGAAGCAAACUUAAACUAUUUUGUUAUAGUGUAAUCUUUGCUUUAGGUUUCCAUCUGGAUAGAAUGUUCUCACUACAAAGUAUAAUCAGGCAGUGGGAGGUGAAGGGUAUGCAAUGAAAAAGAAAUCUCUGUUUAAGAUGAUGUUAACUCCAAAUACACUACAGACUAUUUUGUUUUAUAUAUUUCGAUAAUGAUAAGCUUAAAUACUAUGUGUCCUUCAUCGUAAUAAAAUCCCAGUCUUCAAGCAUGAAUCUAAAACAUAAAUAUUUAUAUUACAGAGACUCUUGACUAUACAAAAUUAUUAAUUUUUCAGUACAUUAUGAGUUACAAGUAACUUGCAGGAAUAUCUUUUUUGUAUGUCUAAAUAUUUUAGUACAUAAAAAUAGAUAAUGCUCUUAGACACUUUGUAUUUGUAUUCAUUAUAUGAACAAUAGUUACAAAAUCAUAUGUAAUAUCAUAAUUAACUAUCAUAAAAUCUAAAGCCUUAAUACCUUUCUGUUCUUUCAGGCUACUCUAAUGAAUACUAAAGGUACUUUAGCCUUUUCAAAAACGUUUGGCCUUUAAAAAAAAGUUAAAAUUUAGCUCUUGCGUGUAUUUUUUUUUAAUAGGAAAACAUUGGGAUAUCCUUUUCUUACUUCCACCUAAAAUGCCUCUGUUUAAAAGUGCCUUGAAAACAUUUUGGCUUUCCUUCUUCAUUAAUGCCUACAAAGGUAAUGGUUUUCUUAAAACCUUUUAAACUAAAAAAGAGAAAGUUUUAAAGGAAUCUACAUCCAGGUGCUUCAUUUCCACUUUGGUAUUCUUCAAAGUAAUUUCAUAUCUAUGAAUAUAGAAAUCCUUCUGUGUUUAUUGACAGUGCUUAAUGUUGCCUUAACUAUGACACUUUUUAACUGCAUUUAUCAUCUUUAUUAGGACUUCAUUAUUAAAUUUUUAACUGUAAUAUCUCUUCUGCCCUUAUACUGGGAAGGUAAUUUCUUGAACCAUUAUUGUAUUUGAACUGAUUUUCCUUACAUCUAUUUCUCCCAGUAGAAAUUAUCCCUAAAUGCAAUGGUUAAUUUCAUAUUAAAUUUUGCUUUGUUUUUGUGGUUUAUGAAGGGAUUGAAAGACAGAGUUUACCUAAAAGAUUCCAUUACCAGUUUAUAAUGUAUUUCAAGUUUUUAAUAAUGUUUUCCAAAUUAAAAGUAUAACAUUUCAGAAGCCAGUAACCCCACUAAAAUUUAGACCCUUUAUUACUAUUCUAGAUAUGAUUUACUUCUAACUUGAAGCUCUGGUAAAAAUUCUUUUUUUUUUUAAUAAAAAAUUAGGUUAACUAUUUUAUAACUAGAUCAAAAACCCCCUAAAUCAGUAGGUAUUAGAAAAGCCAUAUAUAAAAGUUUCUUUCCUAGGGUAAGACAUGCCCCUGCUAGUUAGUUUUCCUGUCUCUCUUUGUCCCCAUAACAUCUAAUUAUUGCAGAAAUUGUACUCAAAAUAGUGGCACCAAAUCAAAUGAUAAUUCAAAUAAAGUAAGUCUUUGUUUACAUAGAAUGCUAUAAAAGAGAGGCUUUCAUUUAGAAAUAAUAUUUCUAAAGCUUUGGUAAGCUUUUAGAAUAUUUGAACAAUUAUUUAUAAAGCAGAGUAGCAUCAACAUAGAGAAAAGAAACUAAAACUUCUGAAAAAUGAGGUAGAUAUGAAUAAGCCACAUAUUUAAAGUUUGUUUUUGUGAAAGCUUCCUUGAAGAUUUUUAAAAUCUAUCCUACAUUCCCCAGAGUCUAUGUUAAUUGUAUUUCACAUGAUCUGCAACAUGUAGAAUUACGCAUUUUUUUCUUUGGUUGUCCCUAUAAGCAAAAGAGUAUUUUAAUAAAAAAUUGAAAUGAC
Panthera uncia (snow leopard) is the source of this 4149-nucleotide messenger RNA. RefSeq names its product twisted gastrulation BMP signaling modulator 1 (gene TWSG1). The coding region runs from base 648 to 1319 and encodes 223 amino acids. Lineage: Eukaryota; Metazoa; Chordata; Mammalia; Carnivora; Felidae. The record is from RefSeq and is a predicted model, not a curated record. Gene Ontology annotation, biological process: regulation of BMP signaling pathway. The transcript is spliced from 5 exons.